AUGGUGGUCAAGGCAGUGUACAACGCCGCCGCCUGGACGGUCGAGACGGCCAGGGGAGCUGUCAACGUGUUGAUCAGCCCCAAUGCCCCGAUCCCGAAGACCGAUCUGCACCCCAGGAUGAUGGCCCGACCAUGGACUGCCGCCGAAUACCUCCGCAUGUGGUCGUGGCGGUACAACUGGAAGUACAUCCCCGUCUUCCGCUUCUACGUCUACUCCGCCGCCAUCGUCUAUGGCAUCUACAAAUUUGUUCUGCCAAUCAAGCCCCGCCACCGUAUCGCCUACGCCAAGGGCAAGGAUGACCACCAUCACCAUGAGGUCGAGCACUGGUACGGUAUCCGCCAGCAGAAGCAGGACAAGGAAUAUUUCAAGACCUACAAUCCCCUCAAGAAGCCCGGUGAUGUUGAGGUUGGAGGCCAC
Messenger RNA from Mesorhabditis spiculigera, 417 nucleotides. The record is from the annotation of a GenBank genome assembly. NCBI's taxonomy places the organism in Eukaryota, Metazoa, Nematoda, Chromadorea, Rhabditida, Rhabditidae.